This is a messenger RNA of Menidia menidia (Atlantic silverside), 3257 nucleotides long. Lineage: Eukaryota; Metazoa; Chordata; Actinopteri; Atheriniformes; Atherinopsidae. The record is from the annotation of a GenBank genome assembly.
CUUACUGAGGAGUUGGCAACACUGACGGGGACCGGACAAGGUCCAGACCAUAGACAUAUAUACGUAGACGCCGCGUUGAGCCUGUUCGUCCGUUGCAGCGAACUGCUAUUGUGCUUCAUCCUUAUGGUGGUGAAAAACGAGGCGGGGCGCUGGCGGGGCGAGGAGGAGUCUCCCCCUACUGACGGGCUGCUCCGCCGCCGCUGGCUCCAGUAAAGCAGCCGACGGUGUCCCCGCGCCUUGCUGUGGUUCACUCCCAGUUUCCUCACAGCGUCCGGGAGUUUUUAAGCUAGCCAUGGCGAUAAGCCCGACGUGCGUCCUCGUGCUGGUUCUCUGCGUGACUCUGUCCCCCUGUGUCUCUGGAGGUGACCGGGACUGUAAGCCCUACAAAGACUCAUCUAACGAAUACCAUUUUUCUCAGACUUGUUUUUAUAAUUUCUGCUGCGGAAACUGCAGAAACAGAUACUGCUGUAGUGAUCCUUUUAAGCGGUUUUCUGAAGAUGAACAAGAGGAUUGUUCUACGGACAUUUUUGAGUACCAUUACUCUCCGGUGCCGAUGAUUGUUGGCAUUGUGUCCUGCAUCGUCGUGUUCCUCAUUUUCGUCUGCUGCUGUGUCUGUCCCUGCUGCUGCAUUUAUAAGAUGUGCCGCAAGCCGCAGCCUGUGAUCGCUACGACCACACACACCACCGUGGUAAACACCGCCCCUCAGCAGUACCCCCAGCAGCCAUCUGCAAUGCAUGGGACCCCUCAGGCUGCUCUGUAUCCACCUUACCAACAAAUGCCUGUACAGCCUGGCUAUGGAGCCCAGGCCAUGCCUCCAGCGCCUUACCACGGACAGCCGUUCACACCAGGACUGCCACCAACCUAUCAGGAAGCCACUGGUCCUGCCUUCCCCCCCCAGCCGAUGCCUUACAGCCAAGCUGCAUUCACCCCCGGACAGCCAGCAUACCCCCUGCAACCUCCUGGCAAACAACAGCCCUAUGGUGCUGUCCCAGCCCAGAUGGACUACCUCUCCCAGCCUGCAUACAACCCAGAUUUUGUAGCCACGCCGCCCACCACUGGAUAAAGUAUUUCAGUGCCACACACUCAGCCACACAUUCAUGCUGCAACGCUUUUGAAAACAAGCCCGGAAAUGUGGGCUCUGAGUGAAGAUGAAAAACUCCACAGCCUCUUUGUUCAUUCACUUUAAAAGUUAAACAUGAGAAUGUAACAACGUGUCUGUUAUGCUGAAUGAUCGCCGAGCAGAAAUGUUGUGACCUUUUGGCUUGUAUUGCAUGGACAUGCAGUGUACAUAAAUGUGGUGAGAUUGUUUAUUCUAUUUAGUGGCUCCAUCUUAGUCAUCUUGGCCAGUGACACAUGACACCACUGUGUCUGAUUUUAGUUUCUAAAGCAUUUCAUCAUUCUUUGUUCCCUGUCUCAUGACUUGUCAUUUGCCUCUACCGACCAUUAGCCAAAUCUACCUGCGUGCUUCUUCCUUGUUCAGCAACCACAGUCUCAGCAACCAGAGUCUGACGAGCUGUGAGGCUGUCGAAAGGAGUUUCUUUUUACAUACAUAUGCAAUUAUGUACAGUACUGGUCAAAAGUUUGGAUACACUUCUCCAUACAUUUUGACAGAGCAGAUGUGUCUAAACAUUUGGACUGGUACUGUAUUUGCUGAAUUAGUGCGAAUUAUGUCUUAGAAAAAGUUUAUUUUUUAUUUCUUCCUUAGAGUUGCAAAAGGUGUUUAGCACUUCCUAUACUGUCACUUAGGAAUAAGUCAGAUAUUGAUGCUGGUAAAAACUCAUUAUGUGGUGUUCACAUGUUAACACUUUUCUGAAGAAGUUCUUCAGUGUGCAGGAUGGUCUCAAUCCUCCAGUAAAAGGGAAAAUUGAUUAUUGGCAGUUCCUCAUAAGCAGAAAUGGGUUGCUUUUACGUUUGUGUUCAUUCACUUGGUAUAUUUAAUUUGAAGUAGCCUUUCUUAGGGAGGUUGUUUUGCUGUUAUUUUCAUUGAUUAACUUCAGUAAAAUGUAUUGGCAGCUUCAAAUAAACCAAAGGAGGCUUUACCUUUUUGGUCAACCACAAAUUUGAGCAAGCCCAACAAAAGAGAGAUCUUAAACUUAGAAACUGCAGGAAACAAUUGUGCCUUCAUACCCGGACUUUUUUUUAAUCAAGGGUGCAUUUCAUUUUACAGCACUUUAAAAGUUAUCUUUGUGUUUUUGGGAUUUGUCUCCCUUACACAGUGUAUCACUUUUAUCUGUCAUUCAGGGCAGCACUUUUAUACCUAAACAUAUAUUACUUUGUUUCCAUCCAGCUUUAAUUUGGGUUCUUGUGUAACAACUCAGCCUAAAACAGAUAUCAAUUGUUUACUGCAAAUUUACACAGUGGUGUGUAUGGAUCUGUGACACGUGUCGUCCUGUGUUCUGUAAUAACUCAGAGCAUCUUUUCAUUUUUGUGUAUGUGAUUGUCUCGUGGUCCUUUGAGAAAUGCAGCGUGACAUAUUGAUAGUUUUUUGUUUGUUUUGUAACCAUGUUGGAAGUUCUUGGCCUUUUGUUAAUUUUCUUUGUGUCGUCAUUUAUGACUCGCCUUCUGUUGGAAAAUGUGUCUUGUACCCCUGUAAUUUCCAUCCUUUGGUCAGUGGUUAGAAGUGACUUUUAAGCAGACGUAGUCUUUUUAAAAAUAUUCUUUUGACUUUUUUUUCAAUAUCACUUGAAAAGGAUAUUUGCUACAACUUAUUUUUCCUUCUCUAUGUCAGCAAAAUAUAUUUGGCAUUGAUGCUAGAUUGAAAAUAUAUGUACCAUUUCUUUUGCAGUUACAUUAAAUAUGUACAUAUUCAUUCACCACGCAACCAAAGUUAUGUUUAUUGAAUUUUACAGCAACAAAAAGAUGAGUAUUUGGCUUGAAUUCACACCUGACUGCUCUGACGUUAAAGUAAAGCUGUUACGCUAAUGAGUAGGUGGAUGGGGAAAAAACAGCUAUAGGUUAGCUGAGAGUCUUUAUCGCAAAGAUUUAUCUAUAGAAUUUUAGGAAAAAAUGUCUGUCAAUGAUACAGAUAGCGUUAAGUCCUAAGCUGUUUAUGUAGCCAUUUAAUAUCUUUUUCUUUUUCUGGUGUUAUUUGAACAAACUUAAAUGCCACAACUGAUUGCAAAUACGCUAUGGAUGUUGCAUACAUAAGGAAGGAAGUUUCUGACAUUGCAUUAGUAUUUCCAAAGGGUUUCAUGGAGCAAGUAAUAGCUUUUCAAAUAACUCGUAAUGUAGCUUAUUAAAAAAUUAUAAGUUAAACU